Messenger RNA from Coffea eugenioides, 2147 nucleotides. RefSeq names its product protein CONSERVED IN THE GREEN LINEAGE AND DIATOMS 27, chloroplastic-like. NCBI's taxonomy places the organism in Eukaryota, Viridiplantae, Streptophyta, Magnoliopsida, Gentianales, Rubiaceae. The record is from RefSeq and is a predicted model, not a curated record. The transcript has 7 exons. Bases 744 to 1676 code for a protein of 310 amino acids.
UAAACACCUUGACCCUUAACCCGACGGACAUCAUGAACAUUUUACUCAAAUCCAUGGAUUUCGAGCUUCGAAUCUACAGAGAGCGCUCCACUCAACUACGUUUCCCCUCGCCAAUCAUAACUUUUCUUAACAAAUUUCAAGUGCGAGAAAUGAGAAGUGACAAUAGCGUAUAGUUUUUCUUCUUCUUUGGUCUGAAAUUCAUCAAUUUGAACAAAAUCUGAAGCAAAAGCUUUCAUGCUCCUCUUCCACUCUUACUCUUCUACUCUUUGCCUUGAAAAGCAGCCCUUAAGCAAUGAGGUAGGAUCUGUUUAGUUCAAAGAUAGCGAUUUUAAUGUCGGCUUCUCCGCGAGUCCCACCCGCCUAGGUCGUGAAGACGCGAGAAAGGAACAUGAAACAGCGUGCACGACCGCUGCCGCCAUAUGACAAGCCUAAGCCGUUGCACAAGCUAACAGAUAAAUAUAGAAAAAUUGUGCAUACAAAUUAUACAACAAACCAGUGGGUCGCGCACAAGUUGGCACAUCCGGAUUGAUAUGCCUGUCUCCAUCAAGCGACAUACUAUAUAAACAUAUUCACAAAUUAGCACCGUCUUCCUCCACGUAAAUAAUGAAUGGUCGCCAAAGAUUUGCACAUAACUCUUAACUAUACACCUCGGAACAUCUCUCUACUUCCACUCCAAAUUCACAGGAUACUAAUCAGAAGCAAGGCUCUUUCUGACUCGACAGGAACUCGAGUCGAGCAAAUAAAUGCUCAGAUUAAGCAUUUGUUUUUCUCCCGUACCGAGUCUGCGACAACACAAGGUUGGCAGCAGCUGCAGGUCAUGGAUAGUCCACUAUAACAGACACCAAAUUCUGUCGGGAAGGACAAUCAUCAGAGCCCUUAAAGAUGAGACAAAUGGUGGCAAAAAUGGAUUACCUGGUCAAAGUUGGGACCCCGGGCUGGAAAUUGAGGUGCCCUAUGAACAAAGGCCGGUGAAUGAAUACUCAUCACUGAAAGAUUCUACUUUAUAUUCGUGGGCCGAAUUGGGUCCAGGGUCCUUCUUCCUACGUCUUGGAGGUCUCUGGUUAGUCACUUUUACAGUUCUAGGAGUGCCAAUUGCAGCUGCAAGCUUCAAUCCAGCAAAGGAUCCUUUACGCUUUGUCUUGGCGGCUAGUACAGGAACUCUCUUUCUUGUUUCACUAAUUGUCCUCAGAAUUUAUCUGGGAUGGAGUUAUGUAGGCGACAGACUUCUAUCAGCGGUCAUACCUUAUGAAGAAACCGGAUGGUAUGAUGGACAAAUGUGGGUAAAACCACCAGAGAUUCUGGCUCGUGAUAGACUGCUCGGCUCUUACAAGGUCAAACCAGUGAUCCAGUUGCUGAAACAGACACUAGUUGGGACAGGGGUGUUACUUGUUGCAGCAGUACUUUUAUUUAUAUUUGCAACACCGGUAGAAGAUUUUAUCCAGAACACACUUUCAGCAAAGGAGAACUCAACCGAAGUUUCAGUUUCAAAGAUUGACACAAAGUACAAUAUAAGGAAAGAGGAAUUAUUUCGGUUGCCGGUAGAAGUCAUAGAUGAUGAUGAUCUAGCAGCAGCUGCUGCAGAAGCUGCUGAUGGAAGACCAGUCUACUGCAGAGAUAGGUAUUAUCGUGCAUUAGCAGGUGGGCAAUACUGCAAAUGGGAAGACCUACUCAAAUAACAAUAUAUAAAAGAGAAGACCAGUUCAACUCUCAGACUGCUCAAUAUUUCUGUUAUUGUCCUUUCAUAGGCAGGAAUUAACUUUGGCCAGUGUUUUUUUUUUUGGGUUGAACUUUACAUAGCAAAGAUUAAAAACAAAUGCAAUUGCAUUUGUUUUGCUCUGAUGGUUGGGGAUCAUUAAAAAGUGUCCAUCUUCAGAAGUGGGGAAUGAAGACAUACUAAAAAACUCAGAUUAGUUGGUCACAACACAAUGAUAUAUGUUUAUACCAUGAUAUCAAGUGCUAUGAGAUGACAAUGAGUAGCCCAAAGAAAAAACAAAAGGUCCAGCUUUUAUUUGGGGCACCCUCUUAUUUGAGGAAAGAUAAUUCUGCUCAACUAUGUAAAGACAAGACAAGUUAAAUCUAUAAGAUCAACAUAACCUUACAGCCCAAACUUGAAAUUUUCUCUAUAUGAAAUUUAUCUUUGAUAGGAA